This is a messenger RNA of Nicotiana attenuata, 855 nucleotides long. RefSeq lists its product as uncharacterized. The record is from RefSeq and is a predicted model, not a curated record. The coding region runs from base 1 to 855 and encodes 284 amino acids. The transcript is spliced from 2 exons. Lineage: Eukaryota; Viridiplantae; Streptophyta; Magnoliopsida; Solanales; Solanaceae.
AUGAUCGAAAUCAGGGGUAUGCUGCAACAACUCAUUGGGGCAAAUGGAAAGAUGCAAGAGAAGUUAGCUGCACAUGAUUCAGCAAUCAAAGGCAUUGAAACUCAAUUGGGACAGCUAUCUAUGGCCUUGAACAAUCGCCCACAAGGAACAUUUCCUGCAGAUACAAACGUUAAUCCAAAGGAGCAGAACCCGAAUCAGCUCAUGGCAGUGAGUCUCAGGAAUGGGAGAGAUUUAGACAGGGAGCAACAAGUUGCUCAAUUCAGGAGAGAGACAACGCCAACUACUCCAGCUGCCCCGGUUACAUUAGAGACCGAUGAGUCGGCAGAGCUCACCGAGGUUGUAAUCGAGCAAGCACGGGUUGACAAGGGUAAGGAGAAGGAAGGUGAACAACUCCCGAAACAGGAAGUAGAAAAAGCUUCCAGCAAAGAAAGACGCAAAGCAGACCUGUCCACUGUAACUCUGACGCAGACCUGCAGCGCGGUAGUGACAAGACCUAUGGCUCAAAAGGUGUCUGAUCCAGGUAGUUUCACUAUCCCAUGCACCAUUGGGAGUUACGCUUUUGCUAAAGCAUUUUGUGCUUUAGGAGCCAGUAUAAACUUGAUGCCCUUGGCAAUCUACACAAAACAGGGCAUUGGCAGAGCUAGACCGACCUCAAUGUUGCUGCAACUGGCUGAUCGCACAAUGAAAAGACCGAACAGAAUUCUUGAUGAUGUGCUUGUUCAAGUGGGGAAAUUUGUAUUCCCUACAGACUUCGUCAUUCUUGACUGUCAAGUGGAUGAAGAGAUACCAAUCAUUCUGGGCUGUCCGUUUUUAGCCACUGGGAGAGCAUUGAUUGAUUGUGAAAUUGGGAAUUGA